Messenger RNA from Entrophospora sp. SA101, 255 nucleotides. Lineage: Eukaryota; Fungi; Glomeromycota; Glomeromycetes; Entrophosporales; Entrophosporaceae. The record is from the annotation of a GenBank genome assembly.
GGUCUUACUAAGGAACAAAUAGAUAUUGGCAUUAAUGAUGAUGUUUUAACAAUCAAGGGCGAAACUAAACAAAGCCAAGAGCAUAAAGAGGGUACAACUCAUAUCCAAGAACGCCGUUGGGGUAAAUUUGAGCGUUCGCUUUCACUUCCCAAUAAUGUGAAAACUGAGGAUAUUGAUGCUAAAUUUGAAGAUGGCGUUCUUGAAUUAAAACUUCCAAAAAUUGAACCUAUCGGCAAAAAGAUUAGCAUUCAAUAA